CGUAUUCAUUACAAGUCUUACAAAGUCAAGUCUCGGCUAUCCUUAAAAGUACCUGAAGUUGUGAGGUUAUUGAAAACACGUUCUCAGUCAACCUUGUGUAUGUUAUAGAUAUAGUAUUGCAAACUGCAUGUUUAAUUUGAUAUCUUAGAAGAUGUCGUGUUAUUCUGCAUGUCGUACUCUGGCAUCAGCGAGGCUUUUCAGGCUUUUCUUGUCGCGAAAUGGAAUUGCUUCCAGCAUCGUUUGGACUAACAAGUGCCCAGCUGUCUCAGCAACACUGGCUCGCGGUCUGCAUUCGUCAUCUGCAAUGCUUAAAUCAACAGGAGAAGGUUUUCACAAGCCUUCAGGUUUGGACAAAAAGAUCCUUGUUUGGACUAAGAUGUAUAAAGCGGAUACUCAGAUUCCCGAAGAAGUCACGCAGACACAGAUGAAGAAGGCAAAGGAUGUGUUUCGCAUCCGAGUGAAUUUAAUUAUGAUAGGCAUUACAGUGCUCUUGUGCAUUGUUUAUAUUUAUUCAGGUCGGAAAGCAGCUGAACGAGGUGAGAGCGUGGUACGACAGAACAGACUGUGGCACAGCGAGAAUCAAAGAAAGGCUGAUUAAGCUGUUGAUUGGCAUUGUUUCUUAUUGUCACAAAUAGUAUUGUCAGCUGAACGUUUUGUUUAAAGUCUAAUACUUAAAUUUUAUGGUUGUCAUGGACUUCUGUAGUUUGAUGAUGCAAGAGGGUUCCUAUUAGUGUAGGAUUAUUGCUGUUUUAGAGGUUAGGGACUUAAUCAAAUAAUUGCUGCAGAUGUGUCGGAGAAGUUUCCAGAAAAAUUUAGUGCCAUGAUAAACUUUCCUUUUAAUACAAGUUUUAUUUACUCUGGUUAUUUUGAACGUUACUUUGGAGUUGUUUUUUUUGGGUGGGGAUGGUUGUUGUUUUGGGUUUUGUACAUGUGUAUAUUUCUGCAUAUGGGUUCUCUUUGUCUUAUUUUGCACUUCCCAGUAUUUGACCAGGUUUUUUUGUACUUCACACUACCAGGCUAAGCAUACAAAACAAAGUAGAAGUUGAUUGGAGGAAGGCUCUUGAAAAACUUGGUACACUCUUUUUUUACAACAUACAAACAACACACAUGCAUGUUGACCCUGAAUGAGUUCAAACUGCAGAGGGAAAAUUGUUACUAAAAGAUGUGGAACAAGAAAGCUUUUUAAGCCCAUUUGAAGCAUGUAACUGACUGAAUGGAGAAUGGUAGCUCAUUCUAUAGCAGAACUUAUGAAAGUGAAAGCAGAGCUAUUAUUAUGACAGAUUACCUGUUCCUGAUCCCUGCAAGAAAAGAAUAGCCCCACAGAUCUGAAGGACUUUUUUUUUAAAGUUUCCAUUGUGCAAUCUGAUGACUGAAGAAGUCUUCUCCUAUAAGCCCUGGUACUUCAAGGCCAGAUAAAAAGUAUUGCCUUAGCAUGUGAAACAUUGCAUGUAGAAAAAUAUGAUGGAAAAGACACACCAAUGCUUCAGCUGUGCUAGUCUUUGUAUGGAUUUACAAGUAGAGCCACAGCCCAUUGAACUUUCUAAAAUGUUCCUCUGUUGACAAGGUUGGACUUAGCACCCAAUUUAAUUGGGGAAGCAUCAGCCGUUUUAAUGCUUUAUUUCCCUUAAUUGUCUUGUGUUUAUUAUCCUGAUUGAUGCAGAACAAAGUAAUGUGUUAUAUAUUAUACAAAUGAGCAGCACUUUGGUUGUAUCUUUAUACAUGUACCACCUGUAACAUGGUCCUACCUUACAUUUGAACCAAAUAAUGGUUAGUAAAGCAAUGGGAUUAUGUUUUUAUCAUCUCAGAAACUAUUUCCUUUUCUAAUACCAAAAGAGCUAAUUUCCUUGAAAUUAUAAAUGUUAAUGCAUUAGGAGUUUCAAUUUGGGGGCAAGAAAAAAAAUCCAAAUAUUCCUUGUGAUCUUUUGUGUGGGCUUUUUAAAAAGCCUUUAGUUGUCAGCAACUUUGGAAUGGAAUGCUGUGACUUUCUUCAUAAAAUGAUGCCAUGUUGUU
This is a messenger RNA of Pomacea canaliculata, 2010 nucleotides long. RefSeq names its product UPF0389 protein CG9231-like. The transcript has 3 exons. NCBI's taxonomy places the organism in Eukaryota, Metazoa, Mollusca, Gastropoda, Architaenioglossa, Ampullariidae. The record is from RefSeq and is a predicted model, not a curated record. The coding region runs from base 152 to 598 and encodes 148 amino acids.